This is a messenger RNA of Ochotona curzoniae (black-lipped pika), 4343 nucleotides long. RefSeq names its product G3BP stress granule assembly factor 2 (gene G3BP2). The record is from RefSeq and is a predicted model, not a curated record. Gene Ontology annotation, molecular function: mRNA binding. The transcript has 12 exons. NCBI's taxonomy places the organism in Eukaryota, Metazoa, Chordata, Mammalia, Lagomorpha, Ochotonidae. Bases 224 to 1672 code for a protein of 482 amino acids. Gene Ontology annotation, cellular component: cytosol; ribonucleoprotein complex.
GAGUCGCUGCGCCAGGCGCCCGGGAAGAGCGGCUUGGGCAGGAAGCGCGCCCGCGGCUCCCCUGCUUUUCCGAGGCUACGUGGGUCUUAUCGGAGGGAGGAGGAGGCGGCGAGCGUCCAGAAUCGGCUGCAGCCGGGCCUCGGCGACUGGCCUGCCGCUGACCUCCGCGCGACGUCCCCGCCGCCGCUGUUGGUUGGAGCAUUUGACAUUGUGCAGCAAAGAAAUGGUUAUGGAGAAGCCCAGUCCGCUGCUUGUAGGGCGGGAGUUUGUGAGGCAAUAUUAUACUUUGCUGAAUAAAGCUCCAGAGUAUUUACACAGGUUUUAUGGCAGGAAUUCCUCCUAUGUUCAUGGAGGUGUAGAUGCUAGUGGGAAGCCCCAGGAAGCCGUUUAUGGCCAGAAUGAUAUACACCACAAAGUGUUAUCUUUGAACUUCAGUGAAUGUCAUACUAAGAUUCGUCAUGUGGAUGCUCAUGCAACUUUGAGUGAUGGAGUAGUUGUCCAGGUCAUGGGUUUGCUGUCUAACAGUGGACAGCCAGAGAGGAAGUUUAUGCAAACUUUUGUUCUGGCUCCUGAAGGAUCUGUUCCAAAUAAGUUUUAUGUUCACAAUGACAUGUUUCGUUAUGAAGAUGAAGUGUUUGGUGAUUCUGAACCAGAACUUGAUGAAGAAUCAGAAGAUGAAGUAGAAGAGGAACAAGAAGAAAGGCAGCCAUCUCCUGAACCUGUGCAAGAAAGUGCCAACAGCGGCUACUACGAGGCUCACCCCGUGACUAAUGGCAUAGAGGAGCCGUUAGAAGAAUCUUCUCAUGAGCCUGAACCUGAGCCAGAAUCGGAAACAAAGACAGAAGAGCUGAAACCACAGGUGGAAGAGAAGAGUUUAGAAGAAUUACAGGAGAAGUCUACCACUCCUCCCCCUGCAGAACCAGUCUCCCUGCCGCAAGAACCACCAAAGGCUUUCUCCUGGGCUUCAGUGACCAGUAAAAACCUGCCUCCUAGUGGCACUGUUUCCUCCUCUGGAAUUCCACCCCAUGUUAAAGCAGCAGUCUCACAGCCAAGAGUUGAAGCUAAACCGGAAGUGCAGUCUCAGCCACCUCGUGUGCGUGAACAACGACCUAGAGAACGACCUGGUUUUCCUCCAAGAGGACCAAGACCAGGCAGAGGAGAUAUGGAACAGAAUGACUCUGACAACAGGAGAAUUAUUCGCUAUCCAGAUAGUCAUCAACUCUUUGUUGGUAACUUGCCACAUGACAUUGAUGAAAAUGAACUGAAAGAAUUCUUCAUGAGUUUUGGAAACGUUGUGGAACUGCGCAUCAAUACCAAGGGUGUCGGGGGAAAGCUUCCAAAUUUUGGUUUUGUGGUUUUUGAUGACUCUGAACCAGUUCAGAGAAUCUUGAUUGCAAAACCAAUUAUGUUUCGGGGGGAAGUACGUUUAAACGUGGAAGAGAAAAAAACAAGAGCCGCAAGAGAACGAGAAACCAGAGGUGGUGGCGAUGAUCGCAGGGAUAUCAGGCGCAACGAUCGUGGUCCUGGAGGUCCCCGUGGAAUAGUGGGUGGAGGAAUGAUGCGUGACCGAGAUGGAAGAGGGCCUCCUCCUAGAGGCGGCAUGGCACAGAAACUUGGCUCUGGAAGAGGAACCGGGCAGAUGGAAGGCCGCUUCACAGGACAGCGCCGUUGAAGCUCCACUGUUGACCAAGUCUUGACAGUGGUACAUUAUUCAUCGUGUUUGCAUUCUUGUUAAUUUUUUUGGCUUUGGAAUGUGACACAGCCUUUUUGAUCAUUUCUUUGAUGUGCAAAGCAUCUUUUGGUUAUCAUUUAAAUUGAGGUGGACAUUAUUUCCCCAAUUCUACAACAGGAUUCACAUUGUUAAUUUAUAAAUCUAGACUUGGAGAAUUAAGGACUGAGAAAUGACCAUAUCUUAAACUAUCAACAACAAAAUGAACUUAAAAGGACAUGCCCACUGAAUUCAGGUCCUAUGAGUCAAAAAAAAAUCCUCGGCUGCACAUUUUGUUUAAGUGUUACUGUUUCUGCCUAUUAAUGUUGGAAACACAAAUAGUGCAAUUUGUGCUAAUGGAGAAUCUUGCCUUUUUUCUUGGCUCCCCCAAAAAAACAACAGAAACUUGUGAUGUACUCAUCAGACUGCACUAAUGGGUACUCUGAACUCGUUAACUUUGAAAUCUGCAACAGGAGGCAACAGGGAAAAAAACAAUCUUUCUUCUUUUCCAGUAGAGAAUAGUUUGUGAAAUGAUGAGGGCAUUUUAUCUGCUUGCUGUGACCAGCGUGUAUACACAUAAACCUUAAUGAGACUACAAGUAUAUACCAGAAGGAAAUUCUUUAGUUAUGAACUAAACAAAAAUCAGAACUUCAAAUGCUAUGGUCUUAAAUAUUAGACCAGAUUUAGUAGCUCCACAUUUAAGGUUUUUUCUACUUGCCCCUCUUCAGUACAGGGAUGGCUGGCUGCUCAACACACUCCUCCUCCCCCUUUUCCUUUCUUUAAGCUGUGUACAGUGAAAAUUGUCUUUACUGUAUUUUUGUUCUCUGGUAUUGUAAUAAGCAUGAUGGUGCCUUCUAUUAAUACAUCAUUCCAGUCUUGCUGGUAAUUUUGUACAGUAUAGUGUAUGAAUUGCUGUGCUGCAAAGCCAAACAGCUGCAAAAUGUUGAAAAAUCAUUGAAGUGUAUAAAAAUUGCAGUAUCUUUUAAAAAAUCAGUAAAGUGGACUAGCAUAUUAUUUAUCUUGUUCUUCAGUUAUCAGCUUUGUUCUCUGUGGGAGGGAGGGAAGGAGGAAGUCAGUUGUUUGACUGUAGUUGUCAUUUCUCUUAGCUUCAGUGUGAGCGUUGAUUCGUAUCACUUUGAAUGCUUAGAAAAGUCAGUCAACUCAAUGUCCAUUUUCAGUGACAAUUUAGAAGCGGUCAGAUUCCAUAUAUGGCAAAUAAACCUGAAGUGAGGAUACUGCAAUUUUCUGGGGGAAAGAAUAGCAGCUCUUAAGUGUUUGCAUUUUCUAUUUGGGGGAGGGCAGGGAACUGUCAUUCAUUUUGCACAAUUCUUGAACUGAUGUCAGCACCCGAAUGGCUCCUGAAUUUAAGUCUGGGACGGCAUCUUUUAUUUUUACAUGAAUCUGUGAGCAAAGUUUGUGGCUGCUGGAGUACUGUCUGUCUCUGUAUAGGAAGUUCCAGUAAAACUGCAACUGAGGCAAAAAUUCUCCACUCUUCGGCCUGGAGCACUUAGUACGUCCCAGUUUCUGAUGUUUCAGGCUAGAAGUGGGCUAAAGAAUUGUGACCACUUAAAGCUGCUUUUCAGCAUGGAAGACUUCUCCAUUCUACCUAAGUCAAAGCAAGAACAAAAUAUGCACUUGACGUAUUAACAGACUGGUUCUGAAUUAUGCAACUGUUUUGCUAUUCAGUAAACCAGCAAAUGAUGAACAUGUUUUGUUUUACAUAUACUGGGCAAUAUGAGUAAGAUUCUGUUCUCAUUUUUUCCCCUCAAAUGAGGUCUUCCAUGUUGGAGGAAAAGACUUGCACUAUUGCAUAUAUUUUGGGGACACAGAAUUUCAUAGUUUCCAUUUGGGGGACUUAAUGGUUUCUUUAUUUGUUGGUUUGAGACAGUUUUACUCCUGGUGUAUAGUACUUGAAGUUCUUGAGCAGAAAAUUACGUUGACAUUUUGACGCCUUUAUUCAGACUUCUUUUAAAUAAUUGACUAUUUUUGUCAGUGUUGGGUUUCUGCUCCCAACCAUCCCUCCCUCCCCAUGAUAUUUUCCCUCUGCUGUUUCUUUUUCUCUUUAUUUUACAUAUUUAUAUAUGCAUAUACACGUGUGUGUGUGCGUGUGCGUGCGUGUGUGUGUGUGUGUAAUAUCUAGUCUGGGAUAUUGCCCUGUCACCCGUGAAAACUGUUUUGGCACCAAAAGUAAUGACAGUUGUUAAGUGUAAUAGAACAUUAGAGCAAAGAGCCAUUCAGCUUCAGUCUUUACAUACCAUGAAUAAAAUUUAAACCAUCACAUGGAGAAGUUUACAUGGUGAUUGUUCACCUGCAGUACUGUGGACUUUUAACAUUUUGUCCCCUUUUCCGUGAAACAGAGUAAAAAUACUCAUCUACUAUUACUGUUAUUUGCUGAUUUCAUUUUAUUUUUUGAUGGUAAUAUUCUAUCCUUAUGACACUAUUGCAACCAAACUGGCUUUCCCAUCUUGGCUUUAGUAGGUAUAGAAGACAGUGGAUUACCAUCUUCAUUGCUGUAAUGUGUUAAGCAUUAUAUGCUAGUAGAAUCUAGUUUAAUUGUUUCAGGUGGAAAAUAUUCUUUGAGUUUCCAUUUUGAAUGUGUUUGGACUAAACAAACAAUAAACUACUGAUGUCUGCA